This is a messenger RNA of Perca fluviatilis (European perch), 705 nucleotides long. Its product is annotated as trichohyalin-like. Bases 1 to 705 code for a protein of 234 amino acids. Lineage: Eukaryota; Metazoa; Chordata; Actinopteri; Perciformes; Percidae. The record is from RefSeq and is a predicted model, not a curated record. The transcript has a single exon.
AUGAUGAACAAAGAGAAACUGGAUUUGGAGCUGAUGAGGUCUGACAUUCUGAAACAAAGUGACAUAUUAGAACAAGUGAUACAAGAUAUAGAAGAAGAAAAAGACAAACUGGAAAUCACAAAGACUGAGCUACAAAAGCAGAAAGAACAUGCAGACAGUCAGUUUGAUGAGAUCAACAGACAGAAAACCAACAUUAAAGAUCUGACCCUUCAGCUUCAGACAGAAAGAGACAAACUUGACAAUGUCGCAAACAGGAUUACCGUAAAACAAGAACAACAACAACUCAAGGAAGAAGAGUUCAAAAGACAAACACAAGAACUGGAAACCAGUAAGAACAGUUUACUGGUAGAAAGAGAAGAACUGGAACUUUUGAGGAAGGAUCUCAACAGGAAGAAAGAAGAGGUUGAAGCUGCCCCGAUCACCAUUAGUGGAGAGAGGGAACAACUCAAUGAGAUGAAGAUUAGUACUGACAAUGACAGACGAAUGCUCGAGAAAGAAAAGGACAGAAUGGAAGGAGAAAGGUCUGAGGUGAAAAUGAGAGAAGCUCAACUCUUGAAUGAAUUGAAAUCCCUAGAAUAUCUGAGGGAAAAGCUGCAACAGCUGGAUGAAAGGAUGAGUGAAGACGUGAAAAACAAAAUCAUGAGACUGGAGCAAAACAAUGAAGACUUAUUAAAACUGUUGAGUGUUUUGGGGCAAAAGCAUUAG